ACAGCCACCUAUAAUUGAGAUGACGACAAAGAGAGUUGUGGAGAAAACUCCGGCACCUGCCAUUACAUUACCAACAAAGGGUGAUUGUGGUGCUACAGAAUCUGACAUCAUCUUCAUUUUGGACUCAUCAACUAGUGUCCAAGAAGAAAACUUCAAGAAAAUGCUAAAUUUCAUUGUUGAUUUUGUGUCUGCUGCUUCCAUUGACAAUGGCAAUGUUCGAAUCGGUGCAGUCCUUUACAGUUCAGACGUGAAAAUCCAAUUCCAUUUGAAUGCUUUCCAAACAAAGCAAGAAGUAAUCGAUGCAGUCCUCCAAAUUCCAUAUGUUUACGGCAGUACAAACACUUACGGCGGGCUUAACACCAUGCGGACAGUAAUGUUCACGACAGAGAAUGGUGACAGGCCGUCCUUCCCAAUAUUGCCAUUCUGCUCACCGACGGCGUAUCGAACGUCAAUGCUUACGACACUAUUCCAGAAGCAAAGAAAGUGAGAGAGGAUGGCAUCCACAUAUAUGCUAUUGGUAUUGGUCUCAGUGACACUACAGAAUUGAG
This is a messenger RNA of Octopus sinensis (East Asian common octopus), 548 nucleotides long. Its product is annotated as collagen alpha-1(XIV) chain-like. The record is from RefSeq and is a predicted model, not a curated record. Bases 20 to 487 code for a protein of 155 amino acids. Lineage: Eukaryota; Metazoa; Mollusca; Cephalopoda; Octopoda; Octopodidae. The transcript is spliced from 3 exons.